AUCCAAUAAAUCAAAACAAAAACAUUGACCUCUCUCUAUGUGUGUUUUCUGGUCUCGAUCGAAUCGAUCCCCUCCCUGUCAAUUCUACAUCGCUGUUUGAAGGAAAGGGUAUCAGAAAUGAUAGUAUUGAAUUUCACCUCCUCAAUUCCAUGUCUACCUCUCUUUCUUCACUCCAAGCAUUCCAUCAAAUCAUCCUUUCUCACAAUCAAUGCCCAACGAACCAGAACCUGUGAGCUCUUGGAUUUCCAUCAUGAGCUGAUUCCUUACGAAGUGGCAUGGUCUUUACAGAAAGACAUAGUCAGGGAAAAGAAGGCACAGAUUGAAAACGAAGGAGAUUGCUCUGAUACCCUUAUCAUUCUGCAACACCCUUCUGUCUAUACUUUGGGUUCAGGUAGUACCACCCAACAGAACCUCAAAUUUGACAUCGAAAACCCUCCUUUUCAUAUUCAUCGUACUGAACGUGGAGGAGAAGUGACAUACCAUGGCCCUGGCCAGUUAGUUAUGUACCCUAUCAUCAACCUCCGAAGGCACAAGAUGGAUCUUCAUUGGUACCUCAGGACCCUUGAGGAGGUUGUCAUUCGUGUCCUUUCUUCAACCUUUUCGAUUCAAGCUUCUCGAGUUGAAGGCUUAACUGGUGUUUGGGUUGGAAACCAGAAACUGGCAGCCUUAGGUAUAAGAGCAGCUAACUGGAUAACCUAUCAUGGCUUGGCCCUAAAUGUCACGACGGAUUUGACUCCAUUUAAAUGGAUCGUCCCAUGCGGAAUACGUGACCGUGAAGUUGGGAGCAUCAAGGGAUUACUGAGAGAAGCACAGUCAUGUAGUGCUAAUGGAACAGCUGAUUUGCAUCAUUUGGAUGAUGACAGUCUUAUUCAUAUUACUCAUAGGUCCUUGAUUGAACAGUUCUCACAAGCGUUUCAGCUUGAAUACCAUUGUAGAACUGCUUCUGUACCUGUGUUAUGUGAAAGUAAAGGAAGUUUCCUUACCAAAGAAACGCAGCAAACUUGAAUUUGUUCAAUU
Messenger RNA from Lotus japonicus, 1017 nucleotides. RefSeq names its product octanoyltransferase LIP2p, chloroplastic-like. Gene Ontology annotation, molecular function: lipoyl(octanoyl) transferase activity. The record is from RefSeq and is a predicted model, not a curated record. Gene Ontology annotation, cellular component: mitochondrion. Lineage: Eukaryota; Viridiplantae; Streptophyta; Magnoliopsida; Fabales; Fabaceae. The transcript has 3 exons. Gene Ontology annotation, biological process: protein lipoylation. The coding region runs from base 118 to 1005 and encodes 295 amino acids.